AUGCUCAUGCUGACCCGAUCGGUGGUGACUUGGCGAUCUUCGCUGCCCGCUGUACCGUGUUCGCCCCUUUGCGGCCGCUGCAUAUUCCAAGGCCAGAAGCAGAUGGCAAUGCCAGGGCUGAUGCUGAAAGACUCCGGCCUGCACGGCACGGGCGUCUUCGCCACGCGAGACUUUGCCGCCAAAGAGGUCCUUGAAGUGUGCACAUGCCUGUGGAUCGCGAAGCCAUCUGUGGCAGCUUUCCAGCCUCAAGCCAUCGGCGACAUCGAACUGCUGGACUAUUUGUUUGCGGCAGACAAAGGCGAGCGUGGAAGGCUGCUGCUGCCCUUGGGCUUCGGCUUGGCUUACAACCACGGCGUGGAGGGCGAAUGCAAUGCUUCCUAUCACGUGAAGCUGGACGUCGGCCAGCCGCGCCUCAUCUUCCGCGCGCUCCGUGACAUAGUCUUCGAUGAGGAGGUGUUGAUCGACUACGGCGAGGCCGAUUCAUUCCUUUCUUACUGGUCUGUCCUUCCCGCACCCAUGUCUCGGUCCAUUUCCUGCCUCGAAAGUUCGAGUAUCAGCAUGGGACUGGUGGCAAGACAGAGGCUGGCGGCCGCUGUCUGCUCGCUCAGCCGUCGUCUUGCGACGGAAGAUGGCUGGAAAAAGUUCGUCCGCAAGCGCGCGGUGCUUGAAGUAGAGAGAGAGUGCCUUGGCGGACCGGAUGCAGGUGGAAGCCCAGCGAGAGGCAGGGAAAGGCGGGGCUUGCCCGAAUCUCUGCGGAGAAUUCCUGGGGACUGCGUGCGCCGCGCGCUUGCAACCGAGAAGGACCCGAAGCCGAAGCGAUCGAAGCACCUCCGCCUUCGCCUCCGCCUGAUGAGCUUCAGGGCAAGGCCAGGGCCAGACUCCGAGAGUUUCCUGCGCAGUGCCUCGCAGCCUUUGCAGUUGAAGCUGCUGACGUCCAUGGGAUUCCCCGCAGAUGCCUCGGCUGCCGCCUUGGAGGCCGGCCGCAUCCCGCCACGAACGGCCUAUUUGGAGCGGGUGCAGCUGGUGCAGGCUGCCGCGGGAGAUACCAAUGCAGCGGCCAACAGCCUCCUUGCAGAGCUGCAGGUCUCGUCCUUCUUCGUGGAGCUGGGCCCCGCUGCUCCACGGUCGCCCGCCAGCUGCAGGGCCACCGUGUCCUUGAAGGCGUCGCGCGGCGGUGUUUUGGUUGGCGGCGGUCCGGGUGGGCUGCAGCUCAGGGUGGUCGUCGACCUUCAGCCCCCGCGCAGUCUUCGCGGAGAGCCUGUUGGCGAAGCCGAUUCAACCGAAGGAUGGGAAAAGCUCCCCGACGACGGUUUGCGAGUGGCUCUGGAGCUGGAGUCUGAAGCGACGCUGGAACAAUGGGGAGUAUGGCUUUUUGUCGGACAGCGGUUCGCUCGCAUAACGGGCCCGGCGGUCGGAUGCUCUGCUUCUUCCAUCGCUGCCACCUGCUGCCGCAGUUUGGCAACUCUUCGCAGGCUCUGCCCGAAGGCAAACUUUCACGCUGAGCCGCCCUUCCAGGCAACCGUGGGCGAGGUCCUUCGACGCGGAUAUCUUCAGCAGAUGCUCGACACAGGUGGUGUCGUGCCCUACUUCGACAGGGAUGAUGCGACUGUGGGUGGAAGCAUGCUUUUGGAGGACGGUGCCAUCGUGCACAAGUUGCCCUCUGGAAGCAUGCAGAGAUGGAAGAUACGCGAGAUGACCGCCAACCCGUUUGGAGGGGAUGACCCUUCCAACCAAGUGAGACAGCCCGCAGAGGAGGUGCUGUCAAUCGGCUCAACAGUUCAGUACUGGAGCACCACCGUCCAGCGCUGGGUCUCGGCCACCGUGCUUGCGCUCAACGAGGAUGGCACCUACCGCCUGGACAUCAAGAAGCGUGCCUCAAGGCAAUUCAUCAAAGAGGCGGCCGGUGCAGAGGAAAGCCAAGAAAUGCCGGCCACAGCUGAACCCGCCGUCCGCUCCGGAAGUGCAAGGGUGCAGGGACAUGCGAGUCAUGCGAGCGUGGAGCACGAGAAGGUCGCGGCCGGCGCGCCGGGAAAGAGGCAGCGCCGGGCACGGAGCUCUUCCGUCGUUCCCAACAAGGCGAAGGCGAAGAUCAGGAAAAAGGCUUCAACUUCGAGUGAGAAGCAGAGCUCCUCCGACAGCGACUCAGACAGAGAGAGCGAAGGGUCCUCGAGUUCGGAGACAUCGUAA
Symbiodinium sp. CCMP2592 is the source of this 2187-nucleotide messenger RNA. The record is from the annotation of a GenBank genome assembly. Lineage: Eukaryota; Dinophyceae; Suessiales; Symbiodiniaceae.